AUGCCGUCGUCUUUUGUGCCGAUGAUGGCGAUGCUGCCGUACGGCCAUUACGUCACCUGGCAGGUCCCUGUGGAGGCGCCUCCUCCCCCGCCCCCCCUCCCACACGCAGCCCCCGUCAAUCCCAGCCCUGCCGACGCAACUUCCGCAGCUGCAUCCGCCGGCCUCGGCCUCGCCCUUGGCAUUCUCAGCCCCCGCGGAGGGGCGGUCGGGGAAGAAGAAAAGGCCAACGCCGGCGGUGCCCAAGUACAUCUCCAUGCUGCCAAUGCCCCCGACGGCGACGGAAGCCACCGCGCGGCAGCCUGA
Messenger RNA from Phytomonas sp. Hart1, 303 nucleotides. NCBI's taxonomy places the organism in Eukaryota, Euglenozoa, Kinetoplastea, Trypanosomatida, Trypanosomatidae. The record is from the annotation of a GenBank genome assembly.